UCGAAUUAUUAAAACUUCAUCUGAAUUUCAAGCGUUUUUUUAAGAAAACAAAGCAAGAAGAAAAUGGCUGACAACUCUCAGAAGAUGAGCUACCACGCUGGAGAGGCCAAGGGCCAAGCUCAGGAGAAGGCCAGUGGGAUGAUGGAUAUGGCUAACAAUGCAGCCCAAUCUACCAAGGAGACAAUGCAAGAUGCUGGUCAGAAUGUGCAGGCCAAGGCUCAGGGAGCUGCUGAUGCAGUCAAGAAUGCCACUGGCAUGAACAAAUGAAUCUGCUCAUGAUGAUAAUCAUUUUCAUGACUUUUAAUGACUUUAUAGAUGAUAAAACUUUGAUUGAGUUUUUUUUUUUUUUUUUUGGUCGAACUUUGAUUUUUGUAGACUUUUAUGUAAUUUGUUUUUCUUUCUUACCUUCCAUUUCGAUGAAGGAAUUGAAAAUUGCAUAGAAUUCUAAAAUAACACAAUUUAGAUUUCAAUUGGUUUAAUUUAUGUCAAUUAAUAAUUUCGGUGUUC
Messenger RNA from Prunus dulcis (almond), 507 nucleotides. Its product is annotated as stress-induced protein KIN2-like. The transcript has 2 exons. The record is from RefSeq and is a predicted model, not a curated record. Lineage: Eukaryota; Viridiplantae; Streptophyta; Magnoliopsida; Rosales; Rosaceae. The coding region runs from base 64 to 267 and encodes 67 amino acids.